Molecule: messenger RNA, 273 nt
Organism: Caenorhabditis remanei
Lineage: Eukaryota; Metazoa; Nematoda; Chromadorea; Rhabditida; Rhabditidae
Exons: 2
Coding region: 1-273 (90 amino acids)
Source: RefSeq, a predicted model, not a curated record
AUGAAACAUGAACAACCUCUAACCUUUUGCCCGUUUGGGCUUCCAAGUCUCCCAGUUCUCUCAGGAACUUCUCAAAAUCUUCAUCACAAUAUGUCCGGCAAAUUGGAAAUCAUUUCCCUCGAGGAGUUCGAUGAACCAUUCGAAGAAAUCCUCAAAUCAGAAGCCGAAGAGGCUGAAAAAUACGCCGACAAAUGGAGUGGAAACUCGAUUGAUACAUGGGAAACUGUCAGUUCUGUCGGUGUCAACGUCUCCUAUUCCAAUUAUCAAUUCUGA